AUGCUAGUUUUAAAAGAACCAUUCCAAACGGAAGUAAGGAAGAUCAUAUGCGAUUAUUUGAAUCGUUUCAAGGAACAAGCAAACAUUUUGAGAAUGAAGGCUACAGAUCUUUCCAAUCCACGGAUUCCUGUCACGGCACCGAAAUCAUGCGCAUACGGCUGGCCUCAGUAUUUCGCUACCUAUCCCGAGGACCUGCAUGACUUCGAGAGCACACCUCAGCCCAUGGAACAGCAACAGCAAUCAGAGAACCGGUGCAUCCUCCGUGAUAACAAAGUAGCAUUGUCAAGAUUCAUCGACUAA
Molecule: messenger RNA, 300 nt
Organism: Lichtheimia ornata
Lineage: Eukaryota; Fungi; Mucoromycota; Mucoromycetes; Mucorales; Lichtheimiaceae
Exons: 2
Coding region: 1-300 (99 amino acids)
Source: RefSeq, a predicted model, not a curated record